Molecule: messenger RNA, 354 nt
Organism: Drosophila grimshawi
Lineage: Eukaryota; Metazoa; Arthropoda; Insecta; Diptera; Drosophilidae
Exons: 1
Coding region: 26-184 (52 amino acids)
Source: RefSeq, a predicted model, not a curated record
UCUAAAUUGUACUAACGAUUCCAGUAUGAAGUGGUUCAAUUUAUUCUUGGUACUUGGCCUCUUGGCACUUAUUGGCAGCAUGGGCACUUUGACAGCCGCCGAACCUUUGCCCGCACCAGAGCCCAAGGGACGUCCACACACAACUCGUCGUCCAAGGAACGAGAAUGACGGGGAUCGCCGCUAGCAAACCCAGAUCCAGUCGAAUCCCAUCAGAUGCAACGAACAGAAACGGAUUCGGGAUGCACACACAAAAACGAUUUUGGUGACGGUGAAAUGUUUUGGCUUGGAAAAAAUGCAAUUUGUUGAAGUUUUACUUGUUUAACUUUUAAAUAAACCCAUCAGUUUGAGCAUCUA